AUGGCGGGGAACGAGAGCGCAGACGACGCCUCUUCCUGCUCAUCUGACUUCUGCAACGACCCGUCCUCACCCGUGCGGACGCCACAGCGGCAUCUCCAUCCAACCGACGCAAAAAUGCAUGCAGGACUCUCGCACGAGCGUGGCUCGCCCGUAGCAACUGCAUCCUACAGCAGGCGGGAGUUUCCUUCAGAGGGUUCGCUGCAGCGGAAAGAACAGCGGGGAGUUCGGUGUCACCAGCUCCAGCUAAUGAGAGACACAGCUUCUGCGCUAUUCCAAACGCUAGGAAGGGACGUCACCCGGUGUAUUAACAGCGACGCCCAGCGCCUCGCGGAGACCGUAGAGCAGCUUCAGCCGAAAGCAGAUGCUAUCCGGAAACUCGUCGAGGAGGCUGAGGAGAUGCGAGAGAAUGCCCGGGGCUUCGCAAGAAAGCGACAGCAGAACCUCCAUCUGAUCGAGCGGCUGAAAGAGGAAGACAAGGCAAUUGACAAAGAGCUCCAGGAACUGCCGGAGAAGCUCCACAGUUUAGACGCGUUCAGGGAAGAGGAGAGAGCCUCGCUAGAAGCCGCCCGCGCAGAGUACAGACUGGUUCAGAAACAAAGGGAGCACGCGCUGCUCGCGUGGGAAGAGAAGAUUCGCGUCUACGAGAAGGCACUGGGCAUUCGGAUUCAUCAGGACGAUGCGGGCGGGCCAACUUUGAUCCGAUUUCCUGGUCUGCUGCCGGAGCUUUCGAGGCGAGACGCAUCUUAUGGAGAAGACCGAGGAGCAGACCAAGAGACGAGCCACGACGAAUGCUUUUUCGCUUUUCAGCUGGACGAGCAGGGUGCGGUCUCAGACUCCCACUGUUGGCCGCCUGUGGAGAGUUACGACGACAUCAUGGAAGCCUUCAGCCGGGAAGAAAUAUCGCUACCCAUCGUGGUUGCCUGCAUGCGGCGAAGUUUCAAGGAGUGGCGAAGACCGCGGCAAAUUAUUCCCUCUCGUUCCAGGCCGGGAACCAGGCGGAAACCGCCUUUUGCUGACGAACUCCCGAGAGGCCGAGAGAACGUUCUUGCAAACGAGGAACCUUUCAGACGGGGUGUACCGACACAAAGAUUGGAACCCCAAGCAGGAAAUCGAGAUGCUGCUGACUCCGCCGCCCACGCAUCCAGAAAACAAGAACAUAGUGCGGCCUCUUUUGAAAGUCGGACGCAGGAGAAGCACGGAGAACCGUGGAAGCUGAAAGAGAGAGCAGAUCGUGGAGACCUUUUUGUGUUUGGCUCAAGCCACAGAGAGUUCGAAGGGGACCAACGUAGAGGGGAGAAACAGCCCGGAGGUCACCCUGAACCCAAGGGAAAAGAAGGAAACGGACACACCCCAGAAGGUGCCCUCUAUGAGGCGAGAGCCGCUGGAUCACAGUUUUUCUAG
This is a messenger RNA of Besnoitia besnoiti, 1401 nucleotides long. RefSeq lists its product as uncharacterized. The record is from RefSeq and is a predicted model, not a curated record. The transcript has 7 exons. Bases 1 to 1401 code for a protein of 466 amino acids. Lineage: Eukaryota; Apicomplexa; Conoidasida; Eucoccidiorida; Sarcocystidae.